CUGUCCGCGUGCGAGCCGUACCUAAUUUGCCGAGAUUUGAAGCGAGGAAUUAGAACACCACGCAAAUUUACAAGUUGAUAAGAAAAGAGAAGAGAUCUUUGCUCAAUUUUCAUUCAAAGAGAAAACUUGUCUUUCGAUCCGGAGCUAGGUCUUUUACUUUACCCUCCUUUCUCUAAAUUUGAUCAAUUUUCGGAUUUUUUUUGUGGGGGGUUCAUUUUAUUUUGAAAGUAUCUGGAUAUUUGGAUUUGACUGCAAUGGUUUUGAUUCUUUUGAAAGCCAGAGGAUUUUUAGUCUGUGAUACAAUUGUAUUUUACUUCAAUACAAUUCUUUUGCUUGUCUGUAUUCAUCUCCGUUUCUCUCUCUGCCAUGUUAUUGCUUUCAGUUGUUAUUCAUUAGAGAAGAAUCGAUCUAGACUUUUUCCCUUCCUUCUUUACGUUUCUUUAAACAUUAGUUAUCAAUCCUAGUCAAAUCUUUUGUGUACAUUCUGUUGUUAGAAUUUUUGUGGUGUUUGAUAGCGGCAACUAGGCAAGUAAGGAUUCCCUGGUUUUAACGACUUGGAACUUGGAAGUUUUGAUUGUGUCGGGAAGAAGAGGUGUUGUACAUUGCAGGGAUAACCUUGUCUUUUUGCCCCUUCGAAGAUAUUUGUUAUUUUCUCCCUCAAACUGUGGUAACUUAUUAGUUAGAUUAGAUGGGAUUUUUUAUUAUUAAUGCAAAAUUUGAGUUCUAAAUUUGAAUUUUUUUACACUUUUAUGUUAGUUAUUACACCAAGUGCUAGAAUAUUGUAAAAUGCCCAGAAAAUUGGACAAAAAAUAGAGAUCUAAGCUUGACAUGCACAUAGCAUCUAGUUUGACGUCUUGAAAAAUGCAUAACUGUUUUUUCUUUUGAUCUAUUAGUAUUCAUGUUACUUUUUAGAAGGACCGUUGUAUCAAAAGUUAUAGCUCAAAUCAGCACUUGUUUUUUUUUUUUUUGGUACAUUGCCAGGAGGUAUCCCCAUUCAACCUUCUCCGGGCACCAUGCCCUCGGGGUACGGCCCGUUUGGGCUAGCCCCUCAUUGUAACAGUGGGUGCACUAAGCUUCGCAACCGGAGAAAGGACGAGACUAAUCCCCCAACCAAAGAUUUUUGGCUUAUCCUCUGGCCCCCAAAGAUUUUCCAAGAAACUGCUUGAGGCAGGGUUUGAUCCCUGCGCCAAGCAAUCCCUUCGGAGCUCAGCUGCCAACUGAGCUACCCUUGGGGGUUAGCACUUGUUUUUUUAGUUAGUCCCUGUUGUGUAAUAUUCCACCUCUAGAUUUUGCAGAAAUUGCUGUCAAGGAUAAAGAUAUUUUCCUGCCAUCACUUGUUUAUUAAGUUUAUCCUCAAAAUCUUUCAUCUGCUUAAUAGUUGCCUAUGUAUCUACUGUUACUCAAGAAAUGAGUCUGUUUCUCACUUUAUUACUUCUUUAUUUUCUGUGCUUUGCUUGCAAACUUAAUUUAUGGGAACUUUAUGUUUCUAUGUUGAUCAAAGAACUUUUUGAUGUCAAGCAGUUUGUUUGUUUAUUUGUAAUUUUUUUUAUACAGAACGAAUCUUUCUAGUCAAUCUCUGAAGAUUUUGUUGCAUUUCAUUUGCAUCUGCUCCUUAUGUGCUAGGUUCUCUCAGCUAAUGGUGAAAACAAAGCAAAGGCGCACAGGAAAAAUUCCUGUUAAAAAAAGUGGUACUGCACAUUGCCUUAUUGAUUCUCCAAGCUGUGAUAAUCAGCAUCAGGAUGGUGAUUGGAUUAUAGUGAAAAAGCAGAGAGUCACCAUUCUGGUGCCUGCUGCGCCUCUUAGCGAAAGACCCUUAACAGUGAACCAAGGACCCAGUGACAUGCAUCGUAUGCCACCUGAAACAGCAAGUAACCACGUGCAACUUCCCAUGGAAACAUCUACUGUACAUCUUUCCGGUAAUGAACAUGAGAACACCAUUGUACUGGUUGCCCAAAAGGAGGCUCAUGCUGCGAGAAGAGCUCCCCCUCCCCCACCGAAAUCAACUUUAGCCAAUCCACCUCAGGUAGAUCAAAGAAUAGAAUCAGAAAAUCCACAUCAAGUGAGUAUUUUGAAUUCACAUAAUUUACUUGGAGUAUCUAAUACAUCAAAAGCUAUAAAGCAGCCCAGAACAUUACUUGCACCAAGGUUCUCCAACUUAGCUACCUUAAGUCAAGGUCUGAGAGCAUCAAAUCUUGAGAGAAAGCUUGAAAGAGCUGGUGGGUUGAGCAAGUGGCUAACAUCACUUGGACUGGGGCAGUUUGUGAGAAUUUUUCAGGGGAAGUGUGUAAGUAAGUAUCAGCUGGUAAAUCUAACCAUGAAAAAACUCAAAGAUAUGGGCGCUAGUGCAGUGGGACCUCGCAGGAAACUGAUCCAUGCCAUCGACUGUGUUUGCCAGCCAUAUUGCUUCGAGGCGUUAUAGAAGUCUAUAAGGUUUUGAAACUAUAUACACAAACGAUCCAAGACAUGGUACAAAUGCAAAACUUGGUCUCUGGAUGCUCUUGUGAUUGUUCAUAGCACUUCGGUCUCAGAUAGUAUCUACUCAUGUAUAUAUAACUAUAGGCAAGUUAUUCACGAAACACUGUACAAAAGAGGCUUUUAGUAGACAAACGACAUAAGUAAGAUGGUGAACUGGCUGGCAUCUCAAGCGACAGCUUUACAAUUGAGACCAAUUUUGUUUCUAUAUUCAAGUUUUA
Messenger RNA from Gastrolobium bilobum, 2693 nucleotides. RefSeq lists its product as uncharacterized. The transcript has 2 exons. Gene Ontology annotation, molecular function: protein binding. The coding region runs from base 1637 to 2419 and encodes 260 amino acids. NCBI's taxonomy places the organism in Eukaryota, Viridiplantae, Streptophyta, Magnoliopsida, Fabales, Fabaceae. The record is from RefSeq and is a predicted model, not a curated record.